AUGACGGGUUUCGGUUUUGCCAUCGAUCGUGGUGGCACGUUCACGGAUGUUUGCGUUUUCAAGCCGGACGGCACUACCCGAGUGCUCAAGGUGCUGUCAGAAGAUCCAGCGAACUAUGUUGAUGCUCCUACAGAAGCAAUCCGUCAGAUUUUGGAACAGGAAACGGGUGUGUCAAUACCUCGAGGAAGUCCAGUGCCAGCCGAACACAUUUCAUGGAUCCGUAUGGGUACGACGGUAGCGACGAAUGCUUUGCUCGAACGAAAAGGCGAACGCAUUGCAUUACUGAUCACGAAAGGAUUUAAAGAUCUUCUAUACAUUGGCAACCAAACCCGUCCGAGAAUUUUCGAUUUCGACAUAAAAAUCCCUGGAGUUCUCUAUGAAGAAGUGGUGGAGGUAGAUGAGCGUGUGAUUUUGUCUGACGAUAGCUGUCAACUAGGUGAAAUUGGACGUAUUCAGGAGACGUUCUUCGGGAAGAAGGUGAUUGUGGAAAAGGAACCUAAUGACAACGAAGUUACAGAACUCCUACAAGCUGUCAAGUCAAAAGGGAUCAAAAGCAUCGCUGUAGCCUUUCUCCACUCCUUCAUUUAUCCUGAACAUGAGUUGAAGGUGAAGAAGAUAGCUCACGAGCUUGGCCUCAAAAACGUUUCACUGUCACACGAAGUAAUGCCGAUGAUUAAGAUUGUUCCUAGAGGUUUCACAGUAUGUGCCGAUGCCUAUUUAACACCAAAGAUCAGAGAAUAUAUCGAUGGCUUCGAGUCUGGCUUUUCUGAUGGUUUAAAAAGUGUGAGGGUAGACUUCAUGCAAUCUGAUGGAGGUCUGUGCAAUGUCAAAAAUUUUUUCGGCUCAAAAGCAAUUCUGUCGGGUCCUGCUGGUGGAGUCAUCGGAGUAGCUCUCACUGCCUAUGACCAAAAAACUAAAAAACCUGUGAUCGGAUUCGAUAUGGGAGGUACCUCAACUGAUGUCUCUAGGUACUCGGGAGCACUGGAACAUGUAAUGGAAACAACAACUGCUGGUGUGACAAUUCAGGCGCCACAGGUUUGCCAUGAACGAAGUUUCUCCAAUCCAAGGAAAGUGUUACAAUUACAGCUGGACAUCAAUACAGUUGCAGCUGGCGGCGGAUCUCGACUAUUUUUCGACACUGGAAUUUUCAAGGUUGGUCCUGAAAGUGUUGGAGCUCAUCCAGGACCGGUCUGCUAUCGAAAAGGAGGGUCAGUAACUCGAAUUGCCAUUCCCUCUGCUUUUGUUAAGGAAAACCUGGCGAUUACGGAUGCGAACCUUGUGUUGGGACGGAUCAUGCCGGAGUACUUUCCUAAAAUUUUUGGUCCUAACUGUAAUCAGCCUUUGGAUAGCGAAGCCACUUAUUCUGCCAUGAGGGACCUAACUGAGAGAAUCAAUGGGUACAUCAGAAGUAAUCCAGAUGCCAUACAAAAGGAAUACACUGUCGAAGAGGCUGCAUUGGGAUUUGUGAAUGUCGCUAAUGAAGAGAUGUGUCGCCCUAUUAGAGCUAUUACCCAGGCUCGAGGCUACGAUACCUCAGUGCACAUACUAGCAUGCUUCGGAGGUGCCGGCGGACAACACGCGUGUGCUGUUGCUCAAAGCCUAGGCAUAAGCACCGUCUUGAUCCACAAAUAUGCAAGUCUUCUGUCCGCUUAUGGAAUUGCGAUGGCUAGAGUGGUGAGCGAAGUACAAGAACCCGUAAACAUAGUAUUUUCAGCUGAAAGUAUGCCUAUGUUUGCUGAGCGGUUAGCUGCUCUUUCGAAAAAGGCCAAAGAGGACCUCAACCAGCAGGGCUUCAAAGAGGUCCAUUGCGAGCAUUUUUUGCAUAUGCGAUUUGCCAGAACCGAUUGUGCUAUCAUGAUCACAGCCGAUUAUGAUCCCGAGAAUCCUCAGACCUUGAACAACUUCGUGAAAACGUUCUACACUAACUAUAAGCGAGAAUUCGGUUUCGUACUGGAAGACCGUGACGUAAUUGUCGAUGACAUACGAGUUCGUGGAGUUGCUUCUUCUGGGAUAAAGUCCGACGAGCGCAUUGAAAUGACAUCUGAUCCCGAUAGCGCAGUGCCUUUGACCCAUACGAAAACCUUUUUCGAGGAAGGUUUCCUGGAUACAGCAGUUUACGAUAUUACAAAUCUCCUGGGUGGACAUCAUAUAAAGGGGCCUGCAAUGAUCAUCGACAAGAACAGUACGAUCGUUGUGGAACCACUGUGUUCGGCCACCAUUACUCCAGAAGGCAGCAUUAGGCUAAACGUGGACCCAAUUCGACUAUCAAUUUUCUCAAAUCGUUUCAUGUCGAUAGCUGAACAGAUGGGACGCGUUCUUCAACGAACAGCUAUUUCUACGAAUAUCAAGGAGCGACUUGACUUCUCGUGUGCUCUGUUUGAUCCCGAAGGUGGGCUGAUAGCCAAUGCACCCCACAUCCCUGUUCACUUGGGUGGUAUGCAGUAUGCUGUACGUUACCAGAUCGAUCAUCUUGGAUUAGACGGGAUUCGCAAGGGUGAUGUCAUCCUUUCAAAUCAUCCGAGAGCUGGCGGGAGCCAUCUGCCUGAUCUAACUGUAAUCACUCCGGUGUUCUUUGAGAAUAUUGCAAAUCCAGUGUUCUUUCUGGCUAAUCGUGGUCAUCAUGCUGACAUCGGUGGUAUUGCGCCGGGCAGUAUGCCACCGAAUGCUACGUCUUUAGAUCAGGAAGGAGCUACCUUCGUCUCAUUCAAAAUCGUUGAAGGAGGAGUUUUCCGUGAGGAUCUUCUCAAUGAAAAGUUGAACAAACCUGCAAGUAUACCCGGUUGCUCCGGUACCCGAAAUCUUGCAGACAAUGUAGCUGACUUAAAAGCACAAAUUGCAGCUAAUAAUAAGGGAAUUUCACUGGUAUGCGAUCUCAUAAGUGAAUAUGGUCUUGAAGUGGUACAAGCCUACAUGCUGCACAUUCAGUCCACGGCAGAAGAAAGUGUAAGGGAAAUGCUCAAAGAGGUUGGGAAAAAAGUCUUUGAACGAACUGGAACCACACGACUACAUGCCUCUGAUUCGAUGGAUGACGGGACAGUGAUACAAUUGACUAUCACGAUCGACGUUGAAAAGGGAGAAGCAUUAUUCGAUUUUGCUGGCACUGGAAUGGAAGUGAUUUCGUCAUGUAAUUGUCCAAAGGCUGUCACCAUGUCAGCAAUUAUUUAUUGUCUGAGAUGUCUCGUAGGAAAGGAUAUCCCUCUCAACAGCGGCUGUCUCAAUCCCAUAACUGCAAGUUUUGAUAUUUCGAUUCCCGAGGGUACAUUGCUUUCACCUUCUGAAGGGGCUGCUGUUGUGGGUGGCAAUGUUUUGACGAGUCAGAGGCUCUGCGAUGUUAUUUUUGGAGCUUUUGAAGCUGUGGCUGCUAGUCAAGGCUGCAUGAAUAAUGUGACAUUCGGUGAUGAAAAAAUGGGCUACUAUGAGACGCUGGCUGGAGGUGCUGGGGCUGGUGAGGGAUUUCAUGGUAGGAGUGGAGUUCACACCCAUAUGACCAAUACAAGGAUCACCGAUCCGGAGAUUCUGGAGAGUAGAUAUCCUGUUAUUCUUCGCGAAUUUUCGCUGCGGGAACAUUCUGGUGGAGAUGGAAAAUGGCGUGGAGGAGAUGGAGUAAUUCGAUGUCUUCAGUUCAGACGGCCUCUUACGCUAUCACUGCUGACUGAACGACGUGUAUUUGCUCCAUAUGGCCUAAAAGGUGGAAGCGACGGUGCACGUGGUGUGAAUGUGUUGAAAAAGCGUUCGCGAACUGUGAACCUUGGUGGGAAAAUCACUUUACGGGUCGACGCUGGGGAUAUACUUGAGCUGCAGACGCCUGGCGGAGGAGGUUAUGGUACCAAGUAA
This is a messenger RNA of Haemonchus placei, 3834 nucleotides long. The record is from the annotation of a GenBank genome assembly. NCBI's taxonomy places the organism in Eukaryota, Metazoa, Nematoda, Chromadorea, Rhabditida, Trichostrongylidae.